AUAGAUACUCUCUGAAUUUCAUCGUUUUGGGUUUAAUCAGAAGGUUUCAGAAUUCCGCUGUUUUUUCUUCCAUUUUCAAUCACGAACGCACGCUUCUUUAUCCACACCCCCCAAAAAACCCAUCUAAUUUGCUCAUUUUUUACUGAAAUUUCCAGUUUCUUCUUCAAGCGGGAUCCCUAAUCAAUGGUGCCCUUCAGCUGGGGCACUUAAUCUCAGCCAUAUAUGCCAGUUUCUGUUGAACAAACACUUGCCCAGUUGUUCGGAAUCUUCGUUUCAUUUCCGAAAUCAAAUGGGUCGCUCUCGGGGAAAUUUUCAGUCCGACGAGGAUCCGUCUCAGAGAUCGAGGAGAAAAAGGAAUUCUUCUAGUGGAGAUAAUUUGGAAUCUACAUCACCAGGUCAAGGGCCAGCUGAAGGCAAAAAAGCCUUAUACCACUGCAAUUAUUGCAUUAAAGACAUUACAGGGAAAAUUCGCAUCAAAUGUGCCAUGUGCCCUGACUUCGACCUUUGUAUAGAAUGUUUUUCGGUUGGAGCGGAGGUGAAACCUCAUAAAAGCAAUCACCCAUACAAGGUUAUGGAUAAUUUAUUUUUCCCACUCAUUUGCCCGGACUGGAAUGCAGAUGAUGAAAUAUUACUUUUAGAGGGGAUUGAGAUGUAUGGCUUCUGGAAUUGGACAGAAGUUGCUGAGCACGUGGGAACGAAGAGUAAAGAACAAUGCAUAGAACAUUAUUCAAGUGUAUAUAUGAACUCCCCGUAUUUUCCUCUACCGGACAUGUCGCAUGUCGUUGGAAAAAAUAGAAAGGAGCUCCUUGCUAUGGCUAAAGGGCAUGGUGAAGACAAGAAAGGAUUUUCAACGCUUGGAGAGCUUAAUUUGAAGGAAGAGCCCCCGUAUUCGCCUUCAAGAGUAAAAGUUGAAGAUAUACAUAAAGCAGAUCCUUCUGGCCGUUUAUCAUCAAGCUCUACAUCAGAAGAAGGUAGCUUCAAUACGGCCGCUGCCAUUGCCAACAAGAAAGCAUCAUCUGCAAAUCAAGUUAAAGAUAGCCUCGUUAAAGUGGAAGAUUCUCAAACAGACCGGAGCUUUAAUGGGAAGAAACCUAAUGUUCAAGCAUCCAAGGGUCCUUUAUUAGAGCUGAGUGGUUACAAUGAGAAGAGACAGGAGUUUGAUCCAGAAUAUGAUAAUGAUGCUGAGCAGCUGCUAGCAGAGAUGGAGUUUAAGGAUGCUGACGGUGAGGACGAGCGUGAGCUGAAAAUGAGAGUGUUGCGUUUAUACUCAAAAAGGUUGGAUGAGAGGAAGCGGAGAAAAGAUUUUAUAUUACAAAGAAAUUUACUUUAUCCAAGUUCUUUUGAAAAGGAAUUAUCAGCUGAAGAGAGGGCGAUAUGUCGUCAAUAUGAUGUCUUCAUGCGUUUCCAUUCAAAGGAAGAACACGAGGAAUUGCUUCAAACAAUUGUUGCAGAGCAUCGGACCUUGAAACGAAUUCAAGAACUUAAGGAGGCUAGAGUGGCUGGAUGUCGUAUACCGAGCGAGGUAGAGAUCUUUCUUGAUAAGAAAAGGAAAAGAGAAUCUGAAGGAGCUGAUCAUAGAGUGAAAGAAAGUAAUCUUACAGGCGCUGGAAGUCGAGGCAAUUCAAUCAUGUUCACUCCAUCCGAGUCCGCUGGGAAGGAUUCAAAAUCACGACCAGCAGUGCAGGCUCUUUCUGGCUCUGUCAACAACUUCGAUAUGUUUGGCGCAGAUUUUCUUUCUGAAGCUGAAAAAAGCCUAUGCAGUGAAAUCAGAGUAACUCCACCCCUUUACCUAAAGAUGGAAGAAGUUCUAUCAGUAGAGAUUUUCAAUGGGAAUGUAACCAAGAAAUCUGAUGCCCAUCACUUAUUCAAGAUUGAUCCAACCAAAAUCGACAGAAUCUAUGAGAUGCUCAUAAAAAAGGGUAUUGCUCAGCCUUGAUAUUCUUCAUUUUCUUUUUGUAGCUUAAUUGUUAUCUCUUGAUGAAAUGGAAGAACAGUUAGAACUAGGAGCAACUCACCACUAUUUAUACCGUAAUAUCAAUAACUUGUGUUAUAUAUAUUAAAGCUUUAAACUCUUUAUUACUCAUUCAACACCCAUUUGAAUAAACUCCACAAACAAAUGGCCAAGGAUGUAUGUCCAAAUUAACAUUAUUAG
Molecule: messenger RNA, 2152 nt
Organism: Cucurbita maxima (winter squash)
Lineage: Eukaryota; Viridiplantae; Streptophyta; Magnoliopsida; Cucurbitales; Cucurbitaceae
Product: transcriptional adapter ADA2b-like
Exons: 13
Coding region: 290-1936 (548 amino acids)
Biological process (GO): chromatin remodeling; regulation of transcription by RNA polymerase II
Cellular component (GO): nucleus
Molecular function (GO): chromatin binding; transcription coactivator activity; protein binding
Source: RefSeq, a predicted model, not a curated record